Molecule: messenger RNA, 500 nt
Organism: Ruditapes philippinarum (Manila clam)
Lineage: Eukaryota; Metazoa; Mollusca; Bivalvia; Venerida; Veneridae
Product: dynein light chain Tctex-type 5-B-like
Biological process (GO): microtubule-based movement
Cellular component (GO): cytoplasm; cytoplasmic dynein complex
Molecular function (GO): dynein intermediate chain binding
Source: RefSeq, a predicted model, not a curated record
AUGGAUAACUAAUUUCUUUAAUGAUUUUUCUAUUAUAUUCUGUAAUUUCUACAUAUUGAAAAGACAGUGUAUGGUUCACUUUUGUGUGUGGAUUAAUAUUGUUAUUUAUAUAUAAAAUAAUUAAGAGAAUUUAAUACACAAAGAACAAUGUGGCUCAGUCAGAAAGACAUAAUGACAAAUAUUCCACUUGGUGGGAAGGUAUCCAGCUUGUUUGAUGUUCCUGAACGAAGGGAAUUACAACCUCAUGGAUCAAGUAUCACCUCCUUUGCUUGGGAGCCACAUGAAGAUGGUCCUAGAAAAGCUAAAAAGAUAUACUAUGAGAACACAUACAAGAUGGAACCACCAGAAAAAUUUCGUCCAGAUAAAGUCAGGCCUAUCAUUGAAAAAGUGCUUGCUACAAAUUUAAAGGGUAGAAAGUAUGAUCCUACGGAGUGUUCAUUACUGUCAAAGGCCCUCUCUGAUGAUAUCAAACAUCAAGUAAGAGCCCUCAAGUUUGAUAG